AUGACUGGACGCGGAAAGGGCGGAAAGGGUCUCGGAAAGGGCGGAGCCAAGCGUCACCGCAAGAUUCUUCGUGACAACAUCCAGGGUAUCACCAAGCCAGCUAUCCGUCGUCUCGCGCGUCGUGGUGGUGUCAAGCGUAUUUCAGCCAUGAUCUACGAAGAGACCCGUGGUGUUCUAAAGACCUUCCUCGAGGGUGUCAUCCGUGAUGCCGUCACCUAUACUGAGCACGCCAAGCGCAAGACAGUCACCUCCCUCGAUGUUGUCUACGCCCUCAAGCGCCAAGGCCGUACCCUCUACGGUUUCGGUGGUUAA
Messenger RNA from Venustampulla echinocandica, 312 nucleotides. RefSeq lists its product as uncharacterized. Gene Ontology annotation, biological process: nucleosome assembly. Gene Ontology annotation, molecular function: structural constituent of chromatin; DNA binding; protein heterodimerization activity. The record is from RefSeq and is a predicted model, not a curated record. Gene Ontology annotation, cellular component: nucleosome. Bases 1 to 312 code for a protein of 103 amino acids. The transcript is spliced from 3 exons. Lineage: Eukaryota; Fungi; Ascomycota; Leotiomycetes; Helotiales; Pleuroascaceae.